AUUAUUAUUUAAGGAACCCUUUUUUGGGGUGUGUUAAGUUUCUAGGUCUCUUCAUUCAUAAUCAUUCCAAUUGACCAAACUUCCUUGGGUCUCCAUUUUAGCUGAGUUUCAGAUCGGAGCAGCUUCUCUGAGCUUCAGCCAUGGAGGAAAAGGUAGUGUUUAUGAUGUUGAAAGUUGACCUCGAAUGUGAUCGUUGCUACAAGAAAGUCAAGAAAGUUCUUGCCAAAUUCCCUCAAAUUCGAGACCAGGUUUAUAAUGAGAAACAGGGGUUAGUGAUAAUCAAAGUUGUGUGCUGUACUCCUGAAAAAAUCAUGAAGAAAAUUUGUUCUAAAGGCGAUGGAUCCAUUAAAAGCAUCGAAAUCAAAGAACCCGAGAAAAAGAAAGAAGAGAAAAAAGAAGAAAAGAAAGAAGAGAAAAAAGAGGAGAAGAAAGAAGAGAAAAAAGAAGAGAAAAAAGAAGAGAAGAAGAAAGAAGAAAAAAAAGACGAGAAGAAAAAAGAAGAGAAGAAGGAAGAGAAGAAGGAGGAGAAGAAGGAGGAGAAGAAGAAGGAAGAGAAGAAAGAACCCGAGAAGCCAAAAGUGGUGGCGCAUCCGGUUCAAGGCUAUCCGCCGCCGCCAUAUUCUGUUCACGGCGGUUCAUUUUACGAGGGUCAGCCCUGUUACCAAUACCACGGCUAUGGAAUACCGGCGGCGCCACCCUGCUACGUGGGUAGGCCGAUUUACGACAGCUAUGGUGGUGGUUACGGCGGCGGAUACGGCGGCGGAAGGGGAUAUUAUGCAGGACCCUCAUCUGAUUAUUACAACCCAGAAAAUCCAAACACAUGUUCUGUAAUGUGAAUCAAAUCCGAUACAAGAUGAGACCCAUGUUCGUAAUUGUGAUCCUCACGGUAAAUUAUGAACAAUGUUGAAAUUCUGUGUCAUUUCUGUUUUCUUUUUCUUUUUUUUCUCUUUGUGUUGAAAAUUAGAUGCGUUUCUUUUAAGAUAAAAAUAAAAACAGGGAAGAAAUGAAACGAAAUGAAAUAGAACGAAAGGGUUACUUUUGUUUGUUUGAUUAUAUGUAUAAAUUAUAAAGUUUGUCCUUUUUAUAGAUUCUCUCAA
Messenger RNA from Cucumis sativus (cucumber), 1097 nucleotides. RefSeq names its product protein PXR1. The coding region runs from base 141 to 836 and encodes 231 amino acids. The record is from RefSeq and is a predicted model, not a curated record. The transcript is spliced from 3 exons. Lineage: Eukaryota; Viridiplantae; Streptophyta; Magnoliopsida; Cucurbitales; Cucurbitaceae. Gene Ontology annotation, molecular function: metal ion binding. Gene Ontology annotation, biological process: regulation of defense response to fungus.